UUAAAUAUAAAUCCCUAAAAUUCGGAAGAGGUCGCCGAAAUCGAACGGCAAAAGCUGUCCAGAUGAAGGACGACGACAGCGACGAGGAUAUCUUCCUGGACGAUUCCUUCUUCGUCAAUCGAGACUAUGAGCUCACUACUUUCAAUUUUGGCAAUUCUGCUCUUCAGCUCUUCUGUCUUCGUUCUUCUUCCACUGAUUAUGAUCUUACAGGGCAGUUAGUAUGGCCAGGUGCAGUUCUUCUGAACAAUUACCUUUCAGGAAAUCCAAAAAUGCUUGAAGGGCUUUCCAUUAUUGAAUUAGGUUCUGGAGUUGGGAUCACAGGUAUUCUGUGCAGUAGAUUUUGCAGCGAGGUUGUAUUAACUGAUCAUAAUGAGGAGGUUUUGGAGAUUCUGAGGAAGAAUAUAGCACUUGAAUCAUCUUUUGGAAAUCUGAUUUCUUCUGGAUUAAAUGCUGAGAAGCUUGAAUGGGGAAAUCGUGAUCAGUUGGGCCAGAUUUUGCAAAAGUACCGUGGGGGAUUUGAUCUUAUUCUCGGGGCUGAUAUUUGCUUUCAACAGUCUAGUGUUCCUGUACUUUUUAGAACUGUGGAGAUACUUCUUCGUUCCCAGGCAGGCAAAUGCAGAUUCAUACUAGCUUAUGUGUCUCGGACUAAGAACAUGGAUGAAAUGGUUAUCAAUGAAGCUGUCAAGCUUGGAAUGGAAGUUAAUGAAGUCGCAGGCACCAGAUCUAUCAUUUCAAACCUUGAAGGGGUCAUAUAUGAGAUUAUCCUUCCCAAACAACAUUGAUAAUUCCUAUGAAGUCUUAAUAUUUCUUUGAUUUAUAUGUAAAUCAAAGUUUGCGAAGAAUUGGCUCCAACCUUUUUUGUUUGAUAGUGGAUGCUUAUUUAUACCUUUUUGUUCCUUUUGAUAUUCUUUAAAUAAUAUUUCAACCAACCAUAUAUGAA
This is a messenger RNA of Dendrobium catenatum, 940 nucleotides long. RefSeq names its product protein N-lysine methyltransferase METTL21A. Gene Ontology annotation, cellular component: nucleus. Gene Ontology annotation, biological process: protein methylation. Bases 63 to 782 code for a protein of 239 amino acids. The transcript has 8 exons. NCBI's taxonomy places the organism in Eukaryota, Viridiplantae, Streptophyta, Magnoliopsida, Asparagales, Orchidaceae. Gene Ontology annotation, molecular function: protein methyltransferase activity. The record is from RefSeq and is a predicted model, not a curated record.